Molecule: messenger RNA, 3512 nt
Organism: Trichomycterus rosablanca
Lineage: Eukaryota; Metazoa; Chordata; Actinopteri; Siluriformes; Trichomycteridae
Gene: rhoaa
Product: ras homolog gene family, member Aa
Exons: 5
Coding region: 62-643 (193 amino acids)
Biological process (GO): small GTPase-mediated signal transduction
Cellular component (GO): cytosol
Molecular function (GO): GTP binding; protein kinase binding; GTPase activity
Source: RefSeq, a predicted model, not a curated record
AAGGGGCGUGGCUUUUGAGUCGGGUACAGGAAAAGAAAGCAGGAGAUCUCAAAACAAAACGAUGGCUGCCAUCCGUAAGAAGCUGGUGAUCGUGGGAGACGGCGCCUGCGGGAAGACGUGCCUGCUCAUCGUCUUCAGUAAAGACCAGUUUCCUGAGGUUUACGUCCCCACCGUGUUCGAGAAUUACGUGGCGGACAUCGAGGUGGACAGUAAACAGGUGGAACUGGCACUCUGGGACACAGCGGGACAGGAAGACUACGACAGACUGAGGCCGCUGUCCUACCCCGACACAGACGUCAUCCUCAUGUGCUUCUCCAUAGACAGUCCUGACAGUCUCGAGAACAUUCCAGAGAAAUGGACACCGGAGGUGAAGCACUUCUGUCCAAACGUCCCAAUAAUUCUGGUGGGAAACAAGAAGGACCUUCGGAACGACGAGCACACACGGCGGGAGCUCGCCAAAAUGAAACAGGAGCCCGUUAAGGCCGAAGAGGGGCGAGACAUGGCCAAUCGCAUCAGUGCCUCCGGCUACCUGGAAUGCUCGGCCAAAACUAAAGACGGCGUGAGGGAAGUGUUCGAGAUGGCCACCAGGGCGGCGCUGCAGGCCAAGAAGCGGAGUAAGAAGACCAUCUGCGCUCUCCUAUAGAGGGGGGCGGAGCGCCGAGGGAGCGGGCGAGGGAGGGAGGGAAACCAAAACCUACCACAGAGAAACAGAUAAAUGAUUGAGUGAGGGGUGGAGGGAGAGGACCAGAGCGCCCCCUGGUGUGGGGCAUGAGCACCCGGAGGUCAGGUCACUUACAAAAGCGGGUACAAAUGCCCCAGAGAGUGUUUGGGAAACGAUGAAAUGGGUUUAGUUAAUCUCCUCACGUGACGUUUAUCAGUCCCGGCGCGGACUCAGCCGUUUUCUUUCCGAUGGUCACCAGUGUGUUGGUGCUUCCAUUAGUUUAUGGACUUGUUUCAAGAGGAGCAGGAAGGUGAUACCAGCCAAUCAUGGGCUACUCAAUCCACCACAGUACUGCUCUGAAUAGUACGUUCAAUUAAUACAUCACUAACGCUGUUAGCUCGCUAAUUAUUUACUCUCCCGCUACGCUCUUCCACGGUUACCGUGACAUCUGGCCACUGCCUCAUGGCGUGUCUCGAAACGUGCUGCCAUGCUAAACUUCUAGAAUCCACACCGCUGCUCUAGAAUCCUCGUAGGAGUCUAGAAUCCCCAGUGCAGUCCACUCCACCGCGAGUAUUCUAGAUUCUAGAGCCGCCAUUUGCAUUAACAGCCCUAGAACCAGAUUCCAAACGCUGCUCUAGAAUCCCUAGUGCAGUCCACUCCACAGCAAGGCUUCUAGAGCCGCCACGUGGAUUCUAGAACAUUUAUUUACACUGCACAGGAAAUCUACAACUGCAUAAAGCUUCUAGAGCCUCUGUGCUAAGGAUUCCAGAUCUGCAGUGCUGGUUCCAGUUACCGGGAGGAUUCCAAAGCCGCCAUUCGCAUUACCAGCUCUAGAAUCCCCAGUGUAGUCCACUCCACCGUGAGUAUUCUAGAACCGCAGUGAGGGCUCUAGAACAUUUAUUUACACAGCAUAAGAAAUCUACAACUGCAUUAAGAUUCUAGAGCCUCUGUGUAAAGGAUUCCAGACAUGCAGUGCUGGUUCCAGUUACCAGGAGGAUUCCAGAGCCUCCAUUUGCAUUAACAGCUCUAGAACUCUAGAACGCAGUCCACUCCUCCGUGAGUAUUCUAGAACCGCAGUGAGGGCUAUAGAACAUUUAUUUACACAGCUAAAGCUUCUAGAGCCUCUGUGCUAAGGAUUCCAGAUCUGCAGUGCUGGUUCCAGUUACCGGGAGGAUUCCAAAGCCGCCAUUCGCAUUACCAGCUCUAGAAUCCCCAGUGCAGUCCACUCCACCGCGAGUACUCUAGAGCCGCCACAUGGAUUCUUAAACAUUUAUUUAUGCUGCGUUGGAAAUCUAAGACUGCAUAAAGAUUCUAGAUCCUCUGUGCUAGGAAUUCCAAACCUGCAGUCCUGGUUCUAGAUACCGGGAGGAUUUUAGAGCAGCGUUUGGAUUAACGUCUCUAGAGCCAGAGUCCAAAUGCUGCUCUAAAAUUCCCAGUGCAGUGCACUUCACCGCCACCAUGUGGAUUCUAAAACAUUUAUUUACGCUACAUAGGAAAUCUACAACUGCAUAAAGAUUCUAGAUCUCCGCUAAAGAUUCUAGAGCCUCUGUGCUAAGGAUUCCUGACCUGCAGUGCUGGUUCUAGAUACCGUGAGGAUUCUAGAGCUGCCGUUUGCAUUAGCAGCUCUAGAACCUGAGUUCAGUUUCUGGAACCUUUGCACAGAGGGUCUCAGAGCUGCAUUGAAAGUUCUAGAACGUGCUCUCGGCCGUCCUUGUUUUUUACUCUCUGGCUCAUGUACCGUCAUCUUCAUGGUUUUAAACCUCAGUCGAUCCCAGUCUGACCCGCGUCAUGGGCUGCUCAAUCCACCACAGUACUGCCCUGAAUAGUACGUUCGAUUAAUACUCCACUAACGCUGUUAGCUCGCUAAUUAUUUACACAGCCGCCGAGCUCUUCCAUGGUUACCAUGACAACUGCCCACUGCUCUAUGGCGUGUCUCGAAACGUGCUACCGCGCUAAACUUUACGCGGCGGUUCUAGUAUCCACACCGCUGCUCUAGAAUCAAUCGAUCGCAGUUUUUAGUCCCAGUCUGACCCGAGUCUGAUCGGAUGAGCCGAGACUGUUAGCGCUGAAUGUUAACGGGGUCUCGGUCAGCAGUAAUGACACCGAUCUGGUUCAUGUACCACAUUGUCAUAUUAUCGAGCAGUCAGGUUAGUCCUAGUCUUUAGGGUUUUAGACCUCGUUUAGUCCCAGUCCGAGUCCCAGUUUUACUUCUCCAUUUCUUCCAGUUUUGUCCGUUUAUAAUCGGGUCACUCGGUUUGGCAGUACUGACCCCGAAUCGUCACGGUUAUGCUUUUGUUUAUGUGCGUCCAGUCUUUAGAGUAGGCGUGUCCACUCUUAUCCACCAGGGGUCGCUGUGGCUGUUGUUUUUUUGAGUUGUAUCGAGUUGUACGAGGCGAAGCUUCUGCCCGUCGCUAUGACGUCCUGCAGCCACGCCCGCCCUCCGUGAAUAGGAGUGGACAGCGGCGGUAACGAUACUAACUCCUCACGUUUUCAGGUGGCUCCGGGCGUGUCCACGCUGGAUCACUGCUCAGUUUUAUACGUGUACGUGUGUUUUUAUUCCACUUGUUUUGAUUUUCGUGCUUUUCCGUGUCCUCUAACGGCUCUGUAACGUUUGCUGGCUUCUUACCUGUCGCUCUUUUAUUAUUAUUAUUAUUAUUAUUAUUAUUAUUAUUAGGAUUUGAGGUGAAAUAAGGACGUUUUGAAUCAGGAUGUGAUUUUGUGUUUAUUGUUUAUUGGCAUUAUGAGACCGGAGUGUAAACAGACGUCUGAUGGAGCAGGAAUUCUGUAUUUUGGAAACAGACGCAUCUUUUAAUGAACCUCUUCUAAAUAAAUAUGUUCUUAUAUACAGCAA